Plasmodium gallinaceum is the source of this 222-nucleotide messenger RNA. RefSeq names its product ubiquitin-like modifier HUB1, putative (gene HUB1). The coding region runs from base 1 to 222 and encodes 73 amino acids. Lineage: Eukaryota; Apicomplexa; Aconoidasida; Haemosporida; Plasmodiidae. The transcript has 2 exons. Gene Ontology annotation, biological process: mRNA splicing, via spliceosome; protein modification process. Gene Ontology annotation, molecular function: protein tag activity; protein binding. Gene Ontology annotation, cellular component: cytoplasm; nucleus. The record is from RefSeq and is a predicted model, not a curated record.
AUGAUAGAAGUAAUAUUAAAUGAUCGAUUAGGAAAAAAAAUAAGAGUUAAAUGUAAUCCAGAUGAUACCAUAGGAGACUUAAAAAAACUUGUUGCCGCUCAAACAGGUACAAGAGCUGAUAAAAUAAGAAUUCAAAAAUGGUACAUUAUUUAUAAAGAUCACAUUACUUUACAAGAUUAUGAAAUUAAAGAUGGUAUGAGUUUAGAAUUAUAUUAUAAUUGA